Leptonychotes weddellii (Weddell seal) is the source of this 4651-nucleotide messenger RNA. Lineage: Eukaryota; Metazoa; Chordata; Mammalia; Carnivora; Phocidae. The record is from RefSeq and is a predicted model, not a curated record.
CAGGCCGGCCGGUCUUUAGGUCUUUUCCCCCCUCCCGUACUCUUCUUCCCCAGUCCCUCCCCUCCCCUCUCCCUUCCCUCCUCCGCCUCCUGCCUUUGAGGCCGCUCGGAUGCAGGAGGCUAUGGAGUAAGCCGGCGGCAGCGGCCAGGCUCUGAGGCUGAGCAGGUGCAGCUAGGAAGCGUUUGCGGGGGGGGCGGGGGAAACAAGCCCCAGCACCGCCCCUCCCGGGAAAGAGGGGAAGAGGUAACUAUAACUACUCAAUAUUGCAGCCAUGGAGUCCAUGCUUAAUAAGUUAAAGAGUACUGUUACAAAAGUAACAGCUGAUGUCACUAGUGCUGUAAUGGGAAAUCCUGUCACUAGAGAAUUUGAUGUUGGUCGACACAUUGCCAGUGGUGGCAAUGGGCUAGCUUGGAAGAUUUUCAAUGGCACAAAAAAAUCAACAAAACAGGAAGUGGCUGUUUUUGUCUUUGAUAAAAAGCUGAUUGACAAAUAUCAAAAAUUUGAAAAGGAUCAAAUCAUUGAUUCUCUAAAACGAGGAGUCCAACAGUUAACUCGACUACGGCACCCUCGACUUCUUACUGUCCAGCAUCCUUUAGAAGAAUCCAGGGAUUGCUUGGCAUUUUGUACAGAACCAGUUUUUGCCAGUUUAGCCAAUGUUUUAGGUAACUGGGAAAAUCUACCUUCCCCUGUAUUUCCAGACAUUAAGGAUUAUAACCUUUAUGAUGUGGAAACUAAAUAUGGUUUGCUUCAGGUUUCUGAAGGAUUGUCAUUUUUGCAUAGCAGUGUGAAAAUGGUCCAUGGAAAUAUUACACCUGAAAAUAUAAUUUUGAAUAAAAGUGGAGCCUGGAAAAUAAUGGGCUUUGAUUUUUGUGUAUCAUCAACCAAUCCUUCUGAACAAGAGCCUAAGUUUCCUUGUAAAGAAUGGGACCCAAAUUUACCAUCAUUGUGUCUUCCUAAUCCUGAAUAUUUGGCUCCUGAAUACAUACUUUCUGUGAGCUGUGAAACAGCCAGUGAUAUGUACUCACUAGGAACUGUCAUGUAUGCUGUAUUUAAUAAAGGGAAACCCAUAUUUGAAGUUAACAAGCAAGAUAUUUAUAAGAGUUUUAGUAGGCAGUUGGAUCAGUUGAGUCGUUUAGGAUCUAGUUCACUUUCAAAUAUACCUGAGGAAGUCCGUGAACAUGUAAAACUAUUGUUAAAUGUCACUCCAACUGUAAGACCAGAUGCAGAUCAAAUGACAAAGAUUCCCUUCUUUGAUGAUGUUGGUGCAGUAACGCUGCAGUAUUUUGAUACCUUAUUCCAAAGAGAUAAUCUUCAGAAAUCACAAUUUUUCAAAGGAUUACCAAAAGUUCUUCCAAAACUGCCCAAGCGUGUCAUUGUGCAGAGAAUUUUGCCUUGUUUGACUUCAGAAUUUGUAAACCCUGAUAUGGUACCUUUUGUUUUGCCCAAUGUUCUACUGAUUGCUGAAGAAUGCACCAAAGAAGAAUAUGUCAAAUUAAUUCUACCUGAACUUGGCCCUGUCUUUAAACAGCAGGAGCCAAUCCAGGCUAGCAACAUGAUUUUGUUAAUUUUCUUGCAAAAAAUGGAUUUGCUACUAACCAAAACUCCUCCUGAUGAGAUAAAGAACAGUGUCCUACCAAUGGUUUACAGAGCACUAGAGGCUCCUUCCAUUCAGAUCCAGGAACUCUGUUUAAACAUCAUUCCAACCUUUGCAAAUCUUAUAGACUACCCAUCCAUGAAAAAUGCUUUGAUACCAAGAAUUAAAAAUGCAUGUCUACAAACGUCUUCCCUUGCUGUUCGUGUAAAUUCAUUAGUGUGCUUAGGAAAGAUUUUGGAAUACUUGGAUAAGUGGUUUGUACUUGAUGAUAUCCUGCCCUUCUUGCAACAGAUUCCAUCCAAGGAACCUGCAGUCCUCAUGGGAAUUUUAGGUAUUUACAAAUGUACUUUUACACAUAAGAAGUUGGGAAUCACCAAAGAGCAGUUGGCUGGAAAAGUAUUGCCUCAUCUGAUUCCCCUGAGUAUUGAAAAUAAUCUUAAUCUCAAUCAGUUCAAUUCUUUCAUUUCCGUCAUAAAAGAAAUGCUUAACAGAUUGGAGUCUGAACAUAAGACUAAAUUGGAGCAACUUCAUAUAAUGCAAGAACAGCAGAAAUCUUUGGAUAUAGGAAAUCAAAUGAAUGCUUCUGAGGAGACAAAAGUUACAAACGUUGGGUCUCAGCAAAUUGACAAAGUCUUUAACAACAUUGGAGCAGACUUUCUGACUGGCAGUGAAUCAGAAAAUAAAGAGGAUGGGUUACAGAAUAAGCAUAAAAGAGCAUCACUUACACUUGAAGAAAAACAAAAAUUAGCAAAAGAACAGGAGCAGGCACAGAAGUUGAAAAGCCAGCAGCCUCUUAAACCCCAAGUACACACACCUGUUGCUCCAGUCAAACAGACUAAGGACUUGACAGACACAUUGAUGGAUAACAUGUCAUCUUUGACCAGCCUAUCUGUUAGUACCCCUAAAAUUUCUGCUUCAAGUACCUUCACUUCUGUUCCUUCCAUGGGCCUUGGCAUGAUGUUUUCUACACCAAUUGAUAAUACCAAAAGAAAUUUGACCAACGGCUUAAAUGCUAACAUGGGCUUUCAGACUUCAGGAUUCAACAUGCCGGUUAAUACAAACCAGAACUUAUUUGGUAGUCCAAGCACACCUGGAGUGACCAAGAUGACACUGGGAACACCUUCCACUUUGCCAAACUUCAGUGCUGUGAGUGUUCCUCCUGCUGGUGCAAAGCCAACUCAACAAAGACCCACAGAUAUGUCUGCUCUUAAUAAUCUCUUUGGCCCUCAGAAACCCCAAGUUAGCAUGAACCAGUUGUCACAACAGAAACCAAAUCAGUGGCUUAAUCAAUUUGUACCUCCACAAGGGUCUCCAGGUAUGGGCAGUUCAGUUAUGGGAACACAGAUGAACAUGAUAGGACAAUCUGCCUUCGGUAUGCAGGCUAAUCCUUUCUUUAACCCACAGAACUUUGCGCAGCCACCAACUACUAUGACCAAUACCAGUUCAGCUAGCAAUGAUUUAAAAGAUCUUUUUGGGUGAGGUGUCUUGCUCUAUUUUUGAAGAAAUACUUCAAUUUUAAUCAUGGGUUUGCUGAUUUACAUCUUUAUAUAGUUGGCUUGGAGGAACUACUUCUAUGGGGAAGUGACAGAAAACACCUUGUUUCCAUGCCAGCAUAGUAGUUGUAUGGACUCCUAACAGCUGAGUUUUUAAAAGCAUUGAGGAUUUUUUUCCUCUUACCACCUCCUCUUCAGGUUUUUAAAGACCCAACCCUUAACCAAUCUCAAAGAGAAAAAGACACCUGAGUAUCUUGAAUAGCAGAAUUUUUAAAUCAAAUGUUUAUUUUAGCUUGUAAAUCUUGGUUUAUUUAAAAAAUCGAGUUGCUGGUUAAUGCAAGUUUCAUAUGUUAAAAUGAAUAUGAACAUGGUACACAGUCUGCCUUCACAAGUCAUUAGUCUUCAUUUUAAUGUGUGAAAAAUCUUGAUGCUCUGUUGAUUUGUUUGCAUUUAGUAUGACUGAGUGAGAUAAUGAUAAACUUAACGAAAAGGAUCAGGUCACUUGCUUUUUCCAAUCUUAUUUACUUCUCAGAUGAACUAAAGUUCAAUACAAAAGACUGAGCAAAUACUGCAAAAUUUUACUUAACGUUGAUUUCAUUGGUUCGAACUAAAGGCAUUAUUAACCAUCUUAAAUGCAAACUAAUCAUUGUAAAUUAUAUUUUAGCAUGGUCUGCCUCAAAUAGUAAUGUAUUUUUCUGCAUUUACUUCGAUAUAUUUAGAAUCACUUUCUUUCCUACUGUAUCACAGACAGAAGAAUAUGUACUGAUUUGUAUAGAUAUUUGACAAAGCCCUCUGACAUGAUUUCUCUGACUCUUGCCUUCAUAUUUCAUUUUGAAUUCAAACUUCUGAGGUUGCAACAUAUAUGAAUUGCAUUUUCAAAAGGAUAUUUGUAAGAAACUAUAUUUAAUGAUUAAACUUUUGAGAUUUCUGCUGUAUUGUUCCAAAUGUAAUAAACUUUACUUCUCUAAAAAUGAGCAGUUGUAUCUUCUCGCUACCAACAGAUUAAUUUUCAGCUUAUCAUGGUAAAGUUGGACCUCAUCAAUUAUUGCAACUAAAGUUUAAUUGUUUUCUAGAAAUUUUAGGAACUUCUUGUUUGAACGUUUUUAUGUCCACAAUUAGCCAUUUUUAGGAAAGAAAGACAAAAUUCUUCUAACAGGAAACAUGCUUUAUUUUUUAAAGCCUUUCUCUGAUACUUUUCUUUGAUGUGCUGAUUGUUCAACCACAGAGCCUUAUGCUGUAAAUGUCAUUUGUAUUUUGUUUAAAUUAUAUUUCACCAUUAUGUGAUAACUUAAAAAUGAUCUUUCAGAGAACUAUAUAUGCAUUAUAGUUGCUGCCCUAGAGUUUGUGGUUUUUAAGUCUCUGAAACCAGCAAUCAUUUAAAAUAAAUCAUAUGAAGUUUAGUUGUGUCAUUGAUAUACACACACACACACACACACAUACACACACACUAAAAAUAUACAUGGAAUAUACAUUACUUGAUUAUAAAAUGUAAUUUGGUGAUAGUAUUGCUGGCAUUAUUCAGUAAGGGGGUACUUUAAAAAAUAAAAGGUCAGCUUUGUAUCUG